GGCAACUCACACGCUGUCUGACAUCAGACAUGACAAGAGUUGGUUUAUCAAUGAGGGCGAUGUAUUCUUUAUGUUUUGAUUUUUAUAAAAUUUCUAACAAUUAAAAGUGGGUUUUAGUUAUUAAGAUUAUGUGAUUUAAUUUUAAUUUUAAGUGAAAAAGUGCUUAAGUAUUAGGAUAAUUUCCUAAAAGUGCUACAUUUAUGAAAGUUUGGUCCUAAUCGUUAAACAAGGAAUUGCUCAUUGAUUAUUCACUCGAUAUUCCUAAAAAAUAGCUAAAAUAUAAGUAAAGUUUGAAUAUGGGUGAUAAAGAAGAUUAUUUGACGUCGUAUCGAGUGUUUUUCGAGAACUUUGCGGCCACUGUGAAUCCCGAGGACCAGCUACCGGUUCACAUAGCUGGUUAUACCAUUACCGAAGCUGAACUGCCUGGCGAAGUACUUUACUGGACGACUCAAUAUUUGACAGAAAAACAAUGCCCACAAACGCUAAUGACGCCUCUGCGGCGGAUAAUACUUGACGAGGUGCAAGCCGCAUCGAAGAAGCAACCCAACGAGUUCGGAUACAAAUCCGACGAAUCAGUAUACAUAGCCCUUCGAUUGAUGCAAGCUGUAACUGCGCGCGUGAACAACGUGUGCCUGCGCUAUUUAGACAAUGCCCGACUGGACACACUGCCCCCGCCCCCGCCGCUUGCGCAGAGAGACCUCAAGACAGUGUCAUGUGCGACAAAGAAUUCCAGACGAGUCAUGGAGGAUCGGCAUGUCGAGAUUGGAAACUUGGAGGCCCUGUUUGGUAUCGAGACGACAGAGCCGACGAGUUUCUACGCGGUGUACGACGGGCACGCGGGCUCGGCGGCCGCCACCUACUGCGCCGCGCAUCUGCACCAGUACUUAGUGGAGAGCCCGCACUUCACCACCGACCUCAGGAGAGCGAUGCGCGACGCCUUCCUGCGGACUGACGCUGAGUUCAUCAGGAAAAGUAAUCAAGAGCGCGCGUGCGGCGGCAGCACGGCGGUGUGCGUGUCGGUGCGCGCGCGGCGGCUGCUGGCGGGCUGGGCGGGCGACUCGCAGGCGCUGCUCGCCAAGCGCAUGCGCCUCAUGCAGCUCGUGCACCCGCACAAGCCCGGCCGGCAGGACGAAAAAGAUCGAAUAGAGUCAUCUGGUGGAACGGUGAUGUACUGGGGCACGUGGCGGGUCAACGGACAACUCGCCGUCUCGAGAGCUAUUGGUGACGCGCAAUACAAGCCGUACGUGACCGCGCGGCCUGAGAUCGCCACAGUGGACCUCGACGGUGAUGAAGACUUCGUGGUGGUGGCGUGCGACGGGCUGUGGGACUUCGUCAGCGAGGACGACAUCGCGCUCGCAGUGUACAGACAGCUGGCCGCGGACCCUGAUGACUUGAAAGCAGUGACGAAGCGCCUUAUCGUGCAAGCAAAGCGGCAGGGAUCCGCAGACAAUAUCUCCAUAAUCGUGGUGUUCCUGAAGGACCCGCGUGACAUUGUCGCAGACAACUGCCCGCCCAUGGACCUUGGGCUGGACAACGCGUUGGCGAAUGCGCCGCCAUUCGCGGUGGACACGGAGGCGUGCAAGCGGCAAGUAGACGCUGCCGCCGCCGCCGCCGCCGCAGCCAUCUCGGGCGAGUGUAACGACGCCGAAGCUGACGCUGACGCGGACGCCGGUGACAAUGGCGUCGACAACUUCGACAGCGACAGCGAGGACCUCGGCCCGGAGACCGCCGUGGACGCCGAUGACAUUGACGCAGAAGCCAGGAACCACGAACCGGCGCCACCGACGCCUCCAGCUCAUACAGUGGAAGAGGGCCACGUCGACGGCGCUCUGGUGGAUAAUGUAGCUGAGAGCGGCGAGGAGUCUGAAGACGAGUGGAACUACUACAAAGGCGAGGGCGAGCGCGACGAGCAUAACCCCAGCGACGGGCCCGACGAGCCGCCGCACUCUGAGACACCUUGCCAGGACAAUUCGGCUUGGGAAAGCAGCUCUGUAGACAUGAAUAGUUCACCGUUAAAUCCCGAGGCACCAGUGUUCGUGCCGGGCUCUGUUGCUGGUGCUGACGUGCUGCUGGCCGAGUCUCCGCGCAAGCCGCUUCCCAUGGACGACAUAGAGCUCCCUGAUGUAGCACAGUUUGAAACAGAAGCCGAUAUCAGGCCAGCAGAACUACUAGAUUUAGACAACUGUGAUCAACUUAAUGGCCAUCAUAAUGUAUCAGUUGAUGAAGCUGUAAAGGAGCCAUUCAAUGGUAACGAUGAGAGGUGCACCAUGGACAGUUUGGGCUUUGGAUUCAAUGUGGGCAUUGAACCUGACAAAGUCAAGGAAACGGCACUUAUACAAGACUUUGAAAGAAUACAGAAAGACACAACAGAUUUCUGUAACAUUCAGGUAUUCCAAACACACACUGAAACAAAUCCUUUUGAUGAUGAGGGUAAUGAUGAAUUAUUUGAAAGACUGAAAAAUAAGGAGAGGGACCCAAUGAGCAUGAGCUUUUAUCAGGAGAAAGAUGAUGACACAUGUGAAAGACUUUCCAAAAAUGAAUCACAUGUUGAUCUUAAUGCUGUCCAGCCGUUACCUGACAGUGAUGAUGAGGACAUUCAACAAAAUGGAGUAUGUGAAAAUGUGAAAGAUAUUGAUAAAGAAAAUCUUAAUCCUGUUCAAAAUAGAGUCUUGUAUGAUACAGAAACAAAUAUGCUUGAGCCCAACAAUGACAUUAUGAUUUUAAAUGAUAAGACAGACGCUUUUUCAAAUAAUUUGUGCAAUCUUGGACAAGAGGAUAAUUUUGUGGACUACAAUAUUACUAGUUCAGACAAUAUUCAGUCCUUAUCUAAUAUGGAAUUUGAAAACAGUAAUAUUACUCAGGAAACAGUUUUGCAAACGGAUACUCCUGAAUCUCAUAAAUUAUUGUUUGAACAAAUUCCUGAAAUACCUGACGGAAAGAGUUCUGUACUUGGAUUUACUAAUGAUGAUAAUCAGGAUCCUUCAGAAAGUGAGAAAGACACAAGAGUCAUCACACCACAAGAUGAAUUGUCACAGGAAGAUAUGGAGUUCAAAAUUGAAUCUUGCACAGAAGAUCUACAGGGUCAAGUUACGGAAGAAAUACAUGAGCAGUUAGGAGCAGAGCGUGUCCAAUCUGUUCCCAGUGAUGAAUCUAAUGAUGUUGCUUUUACAGUUGAUAACCAAGAUAGUCAAAUUGAAUCACCAUUAGAGAUUCCUUCCGAUAAUCAACAGGCAGAACAAUCUCAAGAUAUAAUUUCAUCUGAAGUGAAACAAGAUAUACAAGAUAACAUUGAAGUUGAUGUUCACCAGCACAUUGAUAUACCGAAUGAAGUGAUUGAUGAAGUUGAAGAGAUGUUUGGAAGAUCAGAAAAAAAAUUGGCUGCUGAUGUACCAGAAGUGCUAAUAAAUACAAUUUCCAGUGAAAAUACAUAUCUUGAUGAGCAGUUUAUGUCUGAGGAGAUCUGUGAAUCACAAGAGAUUAUCCAAUCUGAAUCAUUGGCACAAGAAGAAUCUUUGGUUUUAAAAGAAUCUACUCCAAGCCAGUCUCCAAUGCCUACAGAGUCACCAUUGCCUGAAGACCAUGCUCUUCAAUCAAAUGAGGUGCCUGCUGCUGGUGUUUCACCAUUACCUAUGGAAGACAUAACAUCUCAUCCGUUGUCUAUGCCUGAAGAAGCUAUCCAUCCUGAAGAAAUUUCAAUUUCAAAAUCGCCACUGCCUAGUGACUUUAAUGAAGUAGAGGGUGAGUCUUUACAAUCACAAUCUCCCUUGCCUAUUCAAACAGAGUUUGAAAUGAAUGAAGCACCAAUUAGUACCAUGGAUCACAUUUCUGAAGAUAAUGUAUUAAGAGACGGUACAAAUGUGACGCAAUCCCAACCAUUACCCGAGGUGCCAAUAACAGAAAGUUUAUCGCCGAGUGAAACAUUGAUUCCCGCAGAAUCACCUGUUCCGGAAGAACACGAAGCGCAAAUCGAGUUAUGUUCACCUGAAGUAUUGCCUGCAGAGGUUUCAGAACCCACAUUGGUGCAUGAAGAAACAAAUAUUACUGAAAUGUCUUCCACAAUGCAUGAGGUUCAAGAGGCUCUUGAUGACAUCGUUGCAGAGGAGAUAUCCAUGGAACUACGAAAUAAAUCGCCUUUGCCUGCUGAAGUACCUCUGCCAAGAGAAUCACCAAUUCCUCCUGAAUCGCCGGUUCCCGCGGAAUCACCUGCCCCGACGGUAUCACCUACUCCAAUUGAGUGUGAGAUCCGAGACGAGUCUACGUUUGCUGUUGACAAUAGUCUUUUAGCCGAAACUAUGAUCGUGACCGAAUCUCCAGUGCCGACAGAAUCUCCCGUUCCGGCUAUGUCACCCAUUCCUAGAGAGUCUCCCAUUCCGGCCAAAUCGCCCAUUUCACAAGAGUCUCUUGUCCCGACCGAAUCGCCACUUCCAGUGGAGUCUCCAGUCCCGUCCAAGUCGCCUGUUCCGGUCGAAUGUCCUGUCCCUGUAGAGUCCCCAACCCCGGUCGAGUGUCCCGCUCCUGCUAAGUCACCUAUUCCGGCUGAAUCCCCAGUGCCGGCCGAAGCUUCCUUAUCCGCGGAGCCGGUGUCCACUAUCGAGUCUUUCCCAGUUUCGACGGAACCUAUAAUUUUGCCUAAAGAAUCUGUCGAAGAGGCUUCCGCACCGGCAAAAUCUCUCAUUCCUGUUGAACUGACGGAACCGAUAGACCAACUUACGCUGGAACAACCAUCUCCGCAAGUUACAACUCUAAUGAAUGAAUUUAUUUCACAAACUGAUCAAGUUGAACCCUCCUUUGUAGUGCAUUCUCCCGUGCCGGAGACUUCAAGCGCUCCCGCUCCGGACGUGGUGCCUGACGAGUCUAUUGAUCAUGGCCACCUUUCGCGGUCAGAGCUUGUUACUGAUAUAGAUAUUGGCAUUCCGGAAUCGCAUGCACAGGAAAUAUGUGUACCUGUCACAAGCGAAAUUCAUCUCGACGAGACAGUGCAACCGCCCGCUGCGACCACUCCACCGCCAACUCCUGCCGUGGAGCCCGCGCCGCCAGCCGUCAGCGAGGCACCGUUGGCCGCCGACCCCGCCGCCCCAGCGCUCGCGGCCGCAGCAGUCGCCGCCGCCGGAGUAGCCGUCGCUGGCGCUGUGGUGGCCGCUAAAUCUAAAACAUCCGCACCAGCAAAGAAGUCUCCCACUACACCGACUGCAAAAUCUGAUUCGCGAACGACGAAAGUCGCACCGAAAGCGUCCACUACACCUCGGACACCUACUGCAGCAGCCAAAAAACCUGAAACCGGAAAACCUGCGACCGUCCCGUCUCGCCCGACAACUACGAAAACUCCAACCACCGCUUCAAAAACUUCGACACCGGCGACAAAAGCUGCCACUGCGACCUCCAAGACUACCACGCCCGCUUCUAAACCAGCGACACCGGCGACCAAAGCUGCGACACCUGUCAGCCGAACGACGUCGGCCACGAAACAGGUGAUCUCCGCCACGAAGACUACGACAACUGCCUCGAAACCGACGACGCCAGCUGCAGCUGCAGCGAGUCGUACCAGUAAUGCUAAACCUGGAUCGCCGAUCACAAAGCCGGCCGUUCGCGAAGCUCCCGCUGCCGCGCGCGCCGCCCCUAAAUCAACGGCGGCACCGCGACCCGCGGCCCCCAAGCCCGCGCCCAAGGCGGCACCGGUUCCCCGGCCAGCGCCCGCGCGCGUUGCUCCCGCCGCCGCCAAGCCUGCUCCCGCUAAGCCGAAGCCGAAGCCCGCGGACAAGCCAUUGACCAACGGCGACGCUAAGGACGUUAAGCCAGCCGCCAAGCCGGCGCCGCGCCCUGCCGCCGCGCGCCCCGCCCCGCGCGCUCCCGCCGCCGCGCCUCCCAAGACUGCCGCUGCUAAGCCUGCACCCCGAGCCACUGCUCCUCUUGAUAAACAAAGCAAGGAUCUCGCAAAUAAACGCAUUACGGCCAAAACCGCACCUCCAAGGACUGCCUUAACUAAGACCGCACCGGGGGCUAAGAAUGCCGUUAUGAAGUCCGUGCCGAAGAAGGCGGCGGAGUCGCCGAAGAAGGAGCAGGCGGUGAAGGGUCUGGCCAACGGCGGCGCGGAGUCGCCGGUGAAGUCGCCGCCGAGCCCGCCCGCGCCCGACAACGCUUUGCUGCCAGACGUGAUCGCGUGAAUGCGUCGCGUCCACACGGAUUCCGAUUCCUAGUAUUUCCGCUUGAAUUUUGUGAUUUUCUGUAAUUGUACGAUAGUUUUAAAGUCGCUCGCGGCGACGAGUCGACGAGUCGUUAGGUGCGGGAGAGAUCCCAGUUUUAUAUGAUAGAGUCGCUUUUGUGGAGCGGGGAGGCGCGGGGCGUCCGUUUUCGGCGUCGCGGCGGCGAGCCCGACUAACGGCACGCUCGCCUCCCGAACUCGCGCGAACCUUUAUUAUCCAUUAUUAUAAGUCUGUUUUAGAAUUUUAUAUUACCAACGAAUGAUUGAUCAAAUCUGGCUUUUAAUUUAUUUUCUUUGUAUAACCGUAUUAUUAUUUAAAUAAAAAGUGAGGAAGGACUGA
Molecule: messenger RNA, 6539 nt
Organism: Manduca sexta (tobacco hornworm)
Lineage: Eukaryota; Metazoa; Arthropoda; Insecta; Lepidoptera; Sphingidae
Product: titin
Biological process (GO): protein dephosphorylation; negative regulation of protein kinase activity
Molecular function (GO): protein serine/threonine phosphatase activity; cation binding
Source: RefSeq, a predicted model, not a curated record